Bufo gargarizans (Asiatic toad) is the source of this 1869-nucleotide messenger RNA. It is a transcript of the gene ARG1, whose product is annotated as arginase 1. NCBI's taxonomy places the organism in Eukaryota, Metazoa, Chordata, Amphibia, Anura, Bufonidae. Gene Ontology annotation, cellular component: nucleus; cytosol; cytoplasm. The record is from RefSeq and is a predicted model, not a curated record. The transcript has 8 exons. Gene Ontology annotation, molecular function: manganese ion binding; arginase activity. The coding region runs from base 112 to 1083 and encodes 323 amino acids.
UUUGCUCCUGGGUGGAGAUGUCACACCUCUAGACCUCCUAGUAAUGCACAGUGGAAGUGUACAAAAGGAGAAUGUUAGCAGUCAGACAUACACAAAAGAGAAAGCAGCACAAUGAGUGGAAGAGCUAAAAGAUCAGUGGGACUUGUCGGAGCACCUUUCUCCAAGGGCCAGCCAAGAGGCGGUGUGGAAGAAGGUCCAAUACAUAUCAGAAGAGCUGGGCUACUGGAAAAACUGAAAGAGCUUGAGUAUGACGUGAAGGACUUUGGUGAUCUGCAUUUUCCUGAUUUACCCACUGAUGAACCAUUUCAAAAUGUGAAGAAUCCACGGACUGUUGGUAAAGCUGCUGAAAAGGUUGCUAACACAGUUGCGGAAGUCAAGAAGAGUGGCAGAGUAUGCCUGACCCUCGGAGGCGAUCACAGCCUGGCAGUUGGGACAAUCGCAGGUCAUGCUAAGGUUCACCCUGAUCUGUGUGUAAUUUGGGUGGAUGCCCACGCUGAUAUCAACACUCCAUCGACAUCACCCAGUGGCAACCUUCAUGGACAGCCUGUCUCUUUCUUAAUAAAAGAACUGGAAAACAAGGUGCCAGACAUCCCAGGAUUCUCGUGGGUGAGGCCAUGCCUGUCUGCUAAAGACAUAGUCUACAUAGGUCUGAGAGAUGUGGACCCCGGAGAACAUUUGAUUCUGAAGACACUGGGAAUAAAGUCUUACUCAAUGUCGGAUGUGGACAGACUGACAAUUAACAAAGUGAUGGAAGAAACCAUUGAAUACUUAGUGGGAAAGAAGAAGAGACCAAUCCAUUUAAGUUUUGAUAUAGACGGUCUGGACCCCAGUGUGGCACCAGCUACUGGAACACCUGUCCCUGGAGGACUGACUUACAGAGAGGGCAUGUACAUUACAGAACAAAUUUACAACACAGGUUUAUUGUCUUCCAUGGAUAUGAUGGAAGUCAACCCAUCGCGUGGAGAAACGGAAAGGGAUACUCAGCUGACUGUGAACACUGCUGUCAAUAUGAUCUUAUCUAGCCUUGGAAAGGCUCGGGAUGGAUUUCAUGCAUCAUCAUUGUAUCUUCCAGAUAUCAGCUAAACCUAUAGCCGUCUGAAACUUCCAUACCAUAUUCUAAUCGCUCUCUGUUAGCAAAUCAAUACGGGGUAUCUAUAAAGAGACUGUUUCGUACCGAUAGACUUUAUCCGAAAGGUUGAUGUAAAACAAUGACGUGGCUCAUUUUAAUAUCACCUCAGCAUUUAUAUUCAUUUAUCAUAAUUGACUGCAUAAAAUGGAAGAAUACAUAUGGUAACUGUGCAAAUGCAUUACAUUACUUAUCUUGUAUGUAGGCCGAGUUAAAGAGGACCUGUCACGACAAAACGCAAUGCACCAUGUUAUAGAGCAGGAGGAGCUGAGCAGAUUGAUAUAUAAUUGUAGGAAAAAGAUCCAGUAAAACCUCCUGUGAACAGCUAUCGGUACAAGAGGAAGGUGUCAUCAGUGAUUGAUAGCACUGUGUGUAUAAGUGUACAUAGAUAGCUGUCAGUCACUGGUAACACCUCCUCCCUGUACCGAUAGCUCUUCACAGGGCUGAAAAAAAGCAGAGAUGUAAAUGUAUAAAAUAUAUUACAGGUUUUACUAAAUCUUUUCCCAUAAAAGUAUAUAUCAAUCUGCUCAGCUGCUCCAGCUCUACAACAUAGUGCUUUCAGAUUGCAUUGCAUUUUGUGGUGACAGGUCCCCUUUAAAAGGGCUUUACAUAGGGUAAGGAUCUCCUGAGAAUGUUGGUUCCUGAUCAUUCCCCAGUGUAAACAUGUCCGGCAAUCAAACGAAAAAUUAAUGAACUUGUUUGUGUUUUAAAUUUUUUUUAUGCAGAUAAAAGAAUCAUCAUUG